Effrenium voratum is the source of this 237-nucleotide messenger RNA. The record is from the annotation of a GenBank genome assembly. Lineage: Eukaryota; Dinophyceae; Suessiales; Symbiodiniaceae.
AUGGUGUGGGGCGCGGACAAGCCCUUCUUGACGAAGCUGGCCAUCCGGAGGUGGCAGGCGCGCUUCCCCUUCUGGCCGCCCCCCGACGCCUCUCCAGUGACGCCCAUCGAGCCCUGGGGCAAGCAGUUCUUUGCGGCUCGGCAAUUCGAUUCGUUCGGACAGCUUCACAACGUGGACGUGCAUGGACUGCGAGGGAUGUGGUUCAUCAUUUACCCGGGCAAUCCUCGGCCCGAGUGA